AUGCUCGAAUUAUUGACCUUUAUAUCCAAUUCUAUCUUCGUUGCUCUCCUUACCAUCGUUAUCCACAAAGUAUAUGUUUUCCUUAAAUGGAGAAAAAGUGCAGAUAGCAUUCCCGGCCCGCCAGCUUCAUUAUUAACUGGCAACAUCCUUGACAUUGGGCGUGCAGGAGGAUUAGCGCCGUAUCUACAAUAUCUCCACAAAACUUAUGGCCCCGUCGUCAAAUACUGGUCUACACCAAAUGAGCUUCAUGUGACGAUAAAUGAACCAAAUAUCCUCGAACAGUUAGACAUUAUGACUACCGAAAGGCCUUUUAACUUUAUCGAAUUUUUAAGGGGCUUUUUCGGUGACAAGGGUUUAAUUUAUCUAUAUGAUGAACCGGCAAAAGCGAGAAGACUCACGUGGCACAAGACAUUCGCAAAGCGUCCUUACGAAAAGAUUAUACCGAGAUUUAUCGAAAUAAUCAACAAGCGAGGUACAGACUGGCUAUCGAAAAGAAACGGAGAAAAAUCUGCCAAAAUCAAUGUUCAGGCCGAAGCUCGAUCGUUGUGGAACAAACUGAACGAAUACAAUGUAUUUGGCGACGCAUCCACUUCUGACAAUCUAAGCGUCAAGUUUGAAGAAACUAUCGAACUAUUGUUACAAAUACGAUUCAGCUUUGCUCCCGUCUUGCCAUACACUGAAAUAUGGAGGAAACGAAAGGAACUUCUUGACUAUGUGCGCCAUGAAGUCCAACGAUUAAUCAAAGAACAAUUGGACCGCCGUGGUGAAUUCCUAGCCAAUGGAAACGAUUUCCUAAGUCUUUUACUCAAUGACGAAGAACUCACCGAAGAGUCAUUCUUUGACGAAGUUUUAACUCUACUGUUUGUCGUAACGGACAAUUUCAUGGGCGUUGCUAACCUAUUGCAUCAACUGGCAGAACAUAAAGAUGUCCAAGAACGAGUACGAAAAGAAGUUCAAAACGUAUGGGGAGAUAAAUUUCCCACCACCGUGGAUGACUUGUCCUGUCUGACUUAUACCAGAGCGGUCGUCAAAGAAGUUUUACGAUUCUGCGGUACCAGUAAUAUCACUCUCCGAAAGUUACAACGCGAAUAUUUCAUCCAAAACAAAUACCAUAUUCCCAAAGACGCUCUUAUUAUGGUUCCACUAAGCAUUAUUCACCGAAAUCCUAAUCACUGGAACGAGCCCGACAAGUUUAAUCCCGACAGAUUCCUAGAAGAAUCUCGGGAAAGAUCAAGAAUGGCAUUUGUUCCAUUUGGUUUCGGAGCUCGAUCAUGCCUAGGACAAAGAUAUGCUAUGAACACGCUUACGUUGAUAGCAGGACUGAUGGUUAAGAGAUUUGAUAUAGAGUCUAUCACCAGGUAUGAUGACGUUGUCUGGAAGGAAUCUAUAUUCUCGAUACACGCAUCGGAUGGCAUCUGGUUGAAUUUUAUUCCAAGAAUGGUAGAGUAA
Molecule: messenger RNA, 1449 nt
Organism: Paraglomus brasilianum
Lineage: Eukaryota; Fungi; Glomeromycota; Glomeromycetes; Paraglomerales; Paraglomeraceae
Source: the annotation of a GenBank genome assembly